Molecule: messenger RNA, 378 nt
Organism: Cylindrotheca closterium
Lineage: Eukaryota; Bacillariophyta; Bacillariophyceae; Bacillariales; Bacillariaceae
Source: the annotation of a GenBank genome assembly
AUGGCCCUACAACUGUUCAUGAACGACUUGAUGGAAGAAUCAGGAGCACAGUCCAUCGUUGUUGUCGCAGACGAUGUGACCAACCACACUAUUGAGAAGCGGGUAUCACUUUUCAGAUCGCUGCAACUGGAGCGGCAAGACAAUAACAGCAACGGCAGAAUAUCACAAGAUCAUGGGCCGGCGUGUUCCUCCUCGCCGUGUCAAGUUCGAAGAGACGAAGGAAGCACUGGAUCGCUUCAAGAUAUGAGAGUGAAAAGGGAGCUGCUUGAGGAUAUGAAGCGCCUUUCAUGGGGAGAGCAGCGUUUGCUGUCUCAUCGAUCAAGCCCAAGAACUCUGAAGCGAAUGUCAUGCUUUUACGAACCAAGAAAUGAUGCAUAG